Molecule: messenger RNA, 1560 nt
Organism: Radiomyces spectabilis
Lineage: Eukaryota; Fungi; Mucoromycota; Mucoromycetes; Mucorales; Radiomycetaceae
Exons: 3
Coding region: 1-1560 (519 amino acids)
Source: RefSeq, a predicted model, not a curated record
AUGAAAAAGAAUGAUCUACCGAUAGACUCUGUCGAAUCCAGCGAAUCCAAGUCUGAUUUGUCAGGCAGUCGUGCAGCUAUGGAACCUUUAUAUGAACAGUUGCUGCAACAAGAUUUCCCUAGUAGUGCAGCUGCCCUCGAAUUCUGUCGACAUGCAUGUGCUUUGUUUGGUUUUACUGUCAAACAAGAAACAAGCGCUAAUAGGAAUAUCUAUGUGUAUUGUUCACGUGAAGGGAUCCCUGAUUCGCAGCGAAAACCGAAAACGCUUCCCCAACGAAAACGAUCGUCGAAACGAUGCGACUGUCGAUGGCGGGUGGUGUUGGCAGAAGUGCACGGUCGUUGGGCUUUUCGGAAACUAAGUGCCAAUGCUUCCGAACACAACCAUGAAAUGAGUUCGCCGGCCGAGAUCCUCGGCAGUUGGCCUCCAGCCGUCAAUGAUCUCAUUAUCCAACUGGCGCGACAGAACAUGCAAACCCACGAGAUACGCGAAAUCGUCAAGCAGCAGUUUCCAGGCAUUACAUGGAACGAACGUCGGUUUUACAAUCGACUCACCGAGGAACGGAAACGCAUCAAACAGCGUAAUGUAGUCUUGCGUGCCCAACAGUUGCUGGUCCUUUCCGCGCGUCUUUGCUCCGUGGUCGCUGCCAACGAUGAAUGGUCGGCUUACGUUAAGCGUGAUUUAUCGUGUUUGCUUGAUAAAUUCUGCCAUUUAUCACAACUGUCGCCUGAAUCCAUUGACUCACUUACCGAUAUCGCUUCCGACCAAAUCCACAUGCAGGACCCUCUAUGGAAACCAUCGUCUCAAGACACCGACAUGACUUUCCAAAGCUCGCCAGUGGCUGCGUCCAAACAAGAAACUCAAUUGGAAAGGCUGAAUAAAAAGCGGAAAUCCAUGGCUCUCAUGGCCGAUGAAGGAUCGAAAAUCACUCACACCAUCAAUGUGCCGGCGUAUACACUGCAUAUCCCCGCUCCCCUCGUACAGCCGUCUCCUUCAGAGGUGACAUCCUCCUCUUCCUCGUCAUCCUCUUCCUGGACCGUGACACCCAUGAUGAUGACCUCAUCGGCUUCCUCGUCGCUGUUUUCUUUGGCUUCACCUACUUCGCCUUCGUCGUCAACGUCCAUGAAUAUUACCUACCAUCGACCCGAAUCCGUUCCUGAUGAUUCACGAUCUUCCUACUAUGCUGUCUCCACCGAUAUGCCGGCUGCUGUACCUUCCAUUCCGUCCCAGUCGCGUUACCCAUGUUCAAUUCCGUUCCCUUCGUCCUUCCAACCGCCAUCGAUGCCACGCAUGCCUUCGCAAACCUCCAUGCCGAUCUCUUCCUGGGAUACCAGUGCGAUGCCCACCUCCUUCUAUCGAAAUUCUCUAAUGUCUACCAUGGAUCGACCGCUGCCGGGAGGAGGACCUGAAGAACAACAUCCAACCUCCGUUAUGUAUCCAGUGAUGGACCAGCCACAGCCGUCUUACACGUCCACCAUGAUGCCCAUGCCGCCUCAAUCCACUCUAUCGAUGCCAUCCACCCCUUCCGCACCCGGCCCUUCGAGUGAUAUGUCUUGGUCAUAA